Homalodisca vitripennis (glassy-winged sharpshooter) is the source of this 1121-nucleotide messenger RNA. RefSeq lists its product as uncharacterized. Lineage: Eukaryota; Metazoa; Arthropoda; Insecta; Hemiptera; Cicadellidae. The record is from RefSeq and is a predicted model, not a curated record. The transcript has 7 exons. The coding region runs from base 145 to 1092 and encodes 315 amino acids.
CACCAGGGCAACUGUGAUAAACAAUAAUGUUGAUUUGCUUGGUUAGCAACCAAAUCAGUAUUAUACAAAGUAGUGUCACAGCUUUAAAAACACCUGAAAUUGUUAGUUAGCUUCCUCUUUACAUGACUGAAAAGUGGACUUAAAAUGACAAUUGGAUAUAAAACAUGCAAGAAUACUGGUCCAGUCCCUUGUGUACGAUGGGCCUGCAAGUCUGAUCUGCCAGGUUAUGACUACAAAACUUCCACUGGAGUUGGUCUGCAGCAUAAACCUUCAAUUGGUGUCCAUGUUCAGAACAAACCUGCUGUCAUCCCAGAUCAUCUAAAAACUAAGGAUCUGACAGUGGUGAAGGAUGGCUACAGGACUGUGCUGACUGAUGAUCUGAACUGGAAACUGGUAGAUGCUGACCCCACAGAUAAGGCUAACAAGGUUCCUUGUACAUCCCUGUACAUCAAACGUUACGGAGAAAAGGUAAAAGCUAACCCACCCAACCCUGCGAGACAGCUGGAGUCGGAGUACAGGGAUAAGUACCAGAGACAGCAAGUGUUUCCGGACGACACAUGCACAGUUGACCUUAGGCACCAGUAUUUGUGUAGAGUGAAGCCAGACUGUAGUCAAGCUCCACCUGCAGAAGGAUUUGAAUAUGACGGCUACACCAGACUCCUGGACCCAUACAACACUACUUAUGGGCUUACACACCACUACAUUCACAAGAGGAAUGCUGAUUUCUUCAGAAGUGAACCGAUUGACGUCACUCCAAUUCUGCCUCCUCGGAUCAAACCUGUUUAUGACAAGCUGGUGUUUAGCAAUCCUUGUUUCAACAAAACAGUUCAUCGGCCAUUUCGAUUUGUGCCUCACUCAGGUUUGGUGUCAGAAACAAAGUCCAGUUUUGGUCUGCCUCUGGGUGAUCUGGUGGUGUUCGACCGGGAUGUGGCAUAUGACGAGGCUUCACAUUCAGCAUCUAGAGGACAAAUCUUGGCAACUCCUGCCAUGUACAAGACUGAGUACUCCUCUCAUAUAAGUGAGGGUUGGCCAGUGAAUGCCUGUGUCAAACACAGUGAUCGCGAGAUUGAGUUGAUACAAUGUGAAGACUAAAUUGAUGCAUUACUUAUCCAAAUAUAAAC